UGCGAUGGUAUAAAAAUAGCAUAUAUACAAUUGUUUGGUACAUACUUAUCGUAUGUGAAUGGUCAAUGGCCGCGAGUCCAAAACGUCUGAAGCAAAUAACCAGGAUGAUUAUAUCGUCAUCUGUAUCAACAGCAAGAUGAAAUGCGAUUGUUAUCUCAGUUUUACUUGAACAUAUCACUCAUGGCCGUUCGAGAAUGUGUGGACUUGCGACUAAAAUGGCUAUGUUUAUCGUGACCGCGAAGAAUGUGUUGUUGGUCGCAUUCGUUUUGUGCUGCGGCGAUUUUUUCUGCAACAGCUCACCUGUUAUACUGUAUGCUACUCACAAGGAUAUCAGAAUAGCAAAUGUGUCUCGUAUCAAUAAGGUCAACAUUAUUGUUAAAAAUCUAUCAGAAGGUGCUGCUUUAGACUUCUACUAUGAACGAAGACUGAUUUGUUGGUCUGACAGUAGCCUGGAAAUGAUACAAUGCAUGCGUUUUAAUGGUACAUACACAGAUAAACAGAUGGUUAUAGUAAACACCAGCUUAAUCUCACCAGAUGGACUUGCUUGUGACUGGUAUACUGGCAAGUUAUACUGGACCGAUGGUGAGAAAAAUCGAAUUGAAGUGAUUAGUAUUGACAGUCGACAUCGAAAAGUGCUCUUCUGGACAGAGAUUUAUCAACCACGUGCAAUUGCACUGGCACCAAUGCGCAGUCUUUUUUUCUGGACCGACUGGGGUGAUGUGCCCAAGAUUGAACGGGCUUCCAUGGAUGGUGAUCCACUCUCGCGCAAAAUUAUCGUAUCUGAGGAUAUAUUCUGGCCAAACGGCCUGACGCUUGACUAUGACAAAGAGCUGAUCUACUGGGUGGAUGGUAGACUUUGGUUCAUUGAAGUAAUGAAUUAUAAAGGUGAAGAUCGACGCAGGAUUAUUAGCGAGGGUUUGGAUUAUCCUUUCGCCAUUACACUGUUCGACAAUCGACUUUAUUGGACUGACUGGAAAACUUGGUGCAUACAUUUCGUCGACAUACGUCAGUCACAACCACAUCCUCGUGAGCUGAUUCAAGAAGAAAACAUACCUGGAGACAUUGAAAUUUUUGACAUGAAAAGGCAACCUUACGGCGACAAUUCUUGCAAACGGAACAACGGCAACUGUUCACACCUGUGUCUACUUAGCGAGAAUCCGCGUGGUUAUAGCUGCGCCUGUCCUACUGGUGUCAAGUUGGUCGAUAAUUAUACGUGCGCGAGCAGACCGGAGCAGUUACUGUUAAUCGUGCAACGUAACGAAAUCUGCAAGAUCUCAUUAGACUCUCCAGAUUAUACUUACUUUGUGUUGCCGCUUAGCGAUAUUAAGCAUGCGAUCGCGAUCGAUUUUGAUCCAGUGGAUGAGAUGUUGUACUGGACUGAUGAGCAAGCAUUCGCUAUAAGGCGUGCUUAUCUAGACGGAUCAGGACAGCAAGACGUCAUUCUUACGGAAGUAACGAAUCCAGAUGGUAUUGCAGUCGAUUGGGUAGCUCGCAAUUUGUACUGGACGGAUACCGGAACUGACAGGAUUGAAGUGGCGCGGCUCAAUGGCUCUUGCCGGCGGGUGUUAGUGAACGGAGACUUAAACGAGCCACGAGCAAUUGCGGUCGCGCCCGAACACGGUUGGAUGUUCUGGACUGAUUGGUACGAAAAACGGCCGAAGAUCGAGCGCAGUAAUCUCGAUGGUACAGAGCGCGUGCUAUUGAUCAGCAAAGACAUCAUAUGGCCAAAUGGUAUCGCGCUCGACCUGGAACGAAUGAAGAUUUAUUGGUGCGAUGCCAAAACCGACAAAAUCGAAGUGGCUAACAUGGACGGCACUGACCGGCGCGAAGUUAUUACUGAUAAUUUGCCACAUUUGUUUGGCCUAAGUCUACUAGGUGAUUAUCUUUAUUGGACCGAUUGGCAGCGGCGUAGCAUUGAUCGUGCGCAUAAACUCACCGGCAGCGAUCGCGAGGUUAUUAUCGAUCAAGUGCCGAAUGUCAUGGGAAUCAAAGCCGUGCGUUUUGGUCGAGUAAAUACUAGCAAUUCGCCGUGCGCCCGCAACAAUGGAGGUUGCAGCCACCUUUGUCUUAAUAGACCUAAUAACAGAUACGUCUGCGCUUGCCAAAUCGGCUACGAAUUAACGAAAGACAAGCGCACAUGUAUUGUGCCGGAUGCUUUUUUGUUAUUUGUGAAGAAAGAAAACAUCGGUCGAAUUAGCAUCGAAAACGCUAACAAUGACAACAUUAUACCUGUUACUGGUGUUAAAGAUGCUAGUGCUUUGGAUUUCGACUUGAACGAAAAUCGCAUUUAUUGGACUGAUAUCAAGUUAAAAACUAUCACACGUGCCUUUAUCAAUGGAUCGGACAUAGAAAGAAUAGUCGAUCUUGGCUUGGAAUCUCCGGAGGGUAUUGCGUUUGAUUGGAUCGCGCAUAAUCUUUAUUGGAGCGAUACUUAUACGCGUAGAAUAGAAAUGAUCAGACUGGAAAGUGGCAGCAGAAAAGUGCUUCUUUGGCAAAACCUUAUCGAACCUAGAGGCCUUGCUCUGGACCCUGAGAGAGGCUACAUAUAUUGGGCCGAAUGUGGUGGUUCUGGUAGCAUCGAGAGGAGUUUACUAGACGGCACAAAGCAACAAAUAGUGGUCUCAGACAGUGGCCGUGCAAACGGUCUGACAAUCGAUCACGCAGAGCAUAAACUAUAUUGGGCCGAUCCAGGCGCGAUCGAAUGUUACGAUCUAGUAACACAACGUCGCAAGGUCAUCAUCUCACAGAAGAUUCUUUAUCCGUUCAGCGUCACGCAAUAUCGGGACUACAUUUACUGGAGCGACUGGAAUACGGGCGACAUUGAGCGAGCAAACAAGCAUUCCGGUGGAAAUCGUACUAAGAUACAUCACAAGUUGGAAUCUGUAACGGAUCUCAAAGUAUUUCACGCGUCACGACAAACCGGCAGAAAUCCGUGCGCAGUUGCAAAUGGCAAUUGCAGCCAUCUAUGCAUUGCUCUACCAGGACCGAAUGGCAACUCUUCCGUUGCGCACAAAUGCUCGUGUCCUACACAUUACAGUUUGGCGCAUGAUGAUCGUAUAUGCCUGGCGCCUCGUCGUUUCAUUAUUUACAGCCUGCGCAACACUGUAGCACGUUAUUUGCCCGAUCAAACGGACGAUUGUGCGGAUAUAAUGCUACGCAUACCGGGUCUGAAAAACGUGCGUGCGAUCGAAUUUGAUCCGGUGACGCAGCAUAUCUACUGGAUCGAUGGUCGUACUUUGUCGAUCCGUCGCGCUCUCGAAAAUCGCACGCAGCAGCAGCAUAACAGUGUAGUCGUUGUACCCGGCGGUACCGGUCAUCCGUUCGAUCUUGCUCUCGACCCGCUUGGUCGAUUACUGUUUUGGACGUGCAUGGAGAACGACGCCGUGAACGUUACGCGACUGGACAACGGUUCAACGCUGGGUGUUGUCGUGAAAGGCGACGGCGAGAAACCGCGCAACAUCGCGAUACACUCGCAGCAACGGCUGCUCUUCUGGACCGAUGUGGGAAAAAAGCGGGUGUUGCGCAGCAAACUGGACGGCAAGGAGCGCUACAUGAUUGCCGAAGGUUUACCGGAGCAGCCGACUGGUCUGGCAAUUGAUAUCACAAUUAACAUUAUCUACUGGGCAUAUGGCAGACAGAUCGAUUGCUCCGACUUCAGUGGUCGUAAUCGCAAGAUUUUAAUAGCCUCUGCCGCACAGCAAAGCCCAGUAGUGCAUCUGGCUGUGCUUUUCGAUUAUCUUUAUUGGUACAAUCGUGAUGAGCAGACACUCGAGCGAAUCAACAAAACAUCCGGUAGCGCGACUGGCGAGCGAGUCGCUCUGAUGUCAACGAGUCGCGCGCUUACGGAUAUUAUCGCUGUCAACGCGCAAAACGAUUUACUCAUGAAAAUGCAUGUGUGCAGUCCCUUUAACGACUACGGUGGUUGUUCGCACCUCUGCAUCAGCAACGACACAAUCGCCAACAAUGCUUCGGUGACACCACGUUGUUCGUGUACACGAUCAUUGGCUCUAUCCGAUGACGGACGCACUUGCCGCGCCGCACCUGCCUGUGGCAGUGAUCACUUUACAUGCGCCGCACCAAGUUCGGUUACGAGUAAAGAUUGCAUACCGGUGACGUGGAAGUGCGACGGCCAGACCGAUUGUCCGGACGGCAGCGAUGAAUUAGGUUGCCCUGUAUGCACACGCGAUCAGUUCAAAUGUCAAAAUCACUGUAUUGACAUAAACUGGGUGUGUGACGGGAAACCACAAUGUUCAGAUGGAUCCGACGAGGCGCACUGCUGCACAACAGGUCAAUUUCAAUGUCUCAACAACGGCGUGUGCAUUCCCGGUUCAGCGGUGUGUGAUGGUUGGGAUGACUGCGCCGACGGCAGCGACGAAUCGACACCGACCUGUGCUAGCUUGCACAAUCCUCAUCGUCAAGAUGCUGGCCCAGAUGUCACCGGUGAGUCCAGCAACGUAACUUACGUCAUCGUGGUCCUGGUGGUAAUGUCUGUGAUAGCUGCGAUCGUUCUCAGCUACUAUUACUGCCGUAAAAGAUUUGUUGGAAGCGAGGGUCUGCCUGAUAUACUUCACGACUCUGCGGGAGAUCCAUUGUCGCCAAAAUCCAGCAACCGAAUUGUGAAACCGAUGUUCACUUCACAGAAGAAUAGAAAAGAUGGAACAGGAAGCGUUCUCAGUGUUGGCAUGGAUGCUGUCAGGAUGUCCAUGUUGAACGGGAGUAGUCUUGGCUCCAGCUACGACCGCAGUCACAUCACAGGUGCGUCGAGUUCUACGAGGGGUAGCUCCGCGGGUGGAUAUCCUCACGAGACACUGAAUCCUCCACCAAGUCCGGCAACGAUAGCUAGCUCAACUCGCUGCUCGAGCAGCAACGCGUCGCGUUACAAACCGUAUCGUCAUUAUAGAAGUAUAAAUCAGCCGCCACCGCCGACUCCGUGUAGCACCGACGUCUGCGACGAGUCUGACAGCAACUACCCGGCUCGUUAUCGUUACGAGAGCGAGCCGUUUCCGCCGCCGCCCACGCCACGUUCCGUUUACCAUAGCGACGCGGCGAUCAGCUGCCCACCAUCCCCUAGCUCAAGAUCAUCCACAUAUUUCAGUCCUCUACCGCCUCCGCCGUCACCGGUACCUUGAGGUUUCUCUCAAAGAAGUAACGGGUAACGUAUUUAUACCGUCUCUGCUUUACCAACAUAUUUCAGUAUUCUUGCCAUUUCUUUGUUAUUGCGCAUACAAAAAAAACCUUGGUAUAAAAGAGAUCUGAUUGUAGAACAUAAAAUAGCAGACUGUUAUCUAAUUCAUGAAAAGAUAUGCGGCAAUUUGAUGAUAAAAUGCACAAGGAACAUUCUGUCGAUCAAAUUUACUUAUAGUAAAUACGUGUUUAUCUUUUCUUAAAUUAAUACGAGACCGAGUCUGUACACAACAGAGCAAAGUUUCAUCUUUGCUAUACAAUCGAUUUCACUUUUUGUUUACAGUUUCUGACGGUUUGUUGUUUCGCAGUCUUUGAUAAGACAAAAACUCAAUUACAGUAAUAAUUAUUUUGUGUUAUAUAUCUAAAAAAUUUUCAAAAAGUUGUUUUUUAAAAAUUACUAAUUUACAUUGACGCACAACAAAGUUUUCCGACCUUUCAGACAAAUAAUAAUAUUGCAAUAAUGUUAAUAUUCUUAAAAUUAAUUAUUGUCAAACUAAAUAUUAAUACUGUCACUUGUUGCUAAUAACAAUAACAGUUAAUCUCUUUCAGAUUUUUUCUGAGAUUUUUGAAAAAAUAUACACAUAUUGUGAUUCAGAAAACUCACUUUAUAAUUAAUAGUUUUCAUUGUUAUUAUAAUUAAUAGUUUUCUUAAACUCAAAACACUAACAAGUGGCAAGAUUCUUAAAUUAUAGCAGAGAAAAUAUUACCAUUAAUAUAAGUUACGUACAAUAAUGAAGAGUAUGCCAAUUCGUGCCUAUCUGCGCGUGUGUGUACAAUGCGACUUGCAUACUUAUACACGCGCACGCGUACUAUAUUCACAACUUUUUUUUAUAAAUUUUAUGUAUAGAGAGAAAUAAGUAUUCUAUUGCAAUAAUAUACUUAUAUAUAUAUAUAUAUAUAUAUAUAUAUAUAUUAGCAUCAAAACUCGAAGUCCGGGCAGUUUUAGGAUUGACUGGUCAAUGCCCGAAAAAUCUAACCUAACUUUAACCUUUUUUCCGGUAUUGACCAGUCAAUCCUAAAACUGCCCGGACUUCGGGUUUUGAUGCUAACAUAUAUACAUAUAUACAGGGUGUCCCAGAAUUGCCGUACAAUCUCUCGUAG
Pseudomyrmex gracilis is the source of this 6285-nucleotide messenger RNA. It is a transcript of the gene arr, whose product is annotated as low-density lipoprotein receptor-related protein 6. The transcript has 11 exons. The coding region runs from base 195 to 5129 and encodes 1644 amino acids. NCBI's taxonomy places the organism in Eukaryota, Metazoa, Arthropoda, Insecta, Hymenoptera, Formicidae. The record is from RefSeq and is a predicted model, not a curated record. Gene Ontology annotation, molecular function: protein binding.